Molecule: messenger RNA, 900 nt
Organism: Schizosaccharomyces osmophilus
Lineage: Eukaryota; Fungi; Ascomycota; Schizosaccharomycetes; Schizosaccharomycetales; Schizosaccharomycetaceae
Gene: nse4
Product: Smc5-6 complex non-SMC delta-kleisin subunit Nse4
Exons: 7
Coding region: 1-900 (299 amino acids)
Biological process (GO): DNA repair
Cellular component (GO): nucleus; Smc5-Smc6 complex
Source: RefSeq, a predicted model, not a curated record
AUGCCUCCUAUCGACAAACGCGACCUUCGAAAGCGGUACCGGUCAUUAAUUAAUCAAGUCCAUGAAUCUCGCCUUGAGUUAGUGGACCAAGAAAAUAAUGCCCUAAUUGAAACCGUGGCCUCUGCUAAUGAUUUAUUUUCAUCAGUUGAGGCGCCGACAGAAGCUGCUUUGGAUGCUUUAUUGUUGACAAAAACAGUGGAUUUGGCAUCUAUGAGGACCAAACAGUUGCAUAUAGGAAAGCCAAAAUUUAAUAUUCAACUUUAUAUUAGGCAUAUCAAACAGUUUUUGAGUCAAAAUGGCUCCAACUCUUCUUCGGAAUCUAAUAGAAAUGAACUUGCAUGGUCAAGGUUAGGAAAGAUUGCUUGGAAGCAUCAAAGGAGGCCAGCCUCUGUUAAUUUAAUGGUGGGACCUUUAUCUUUUCGGAAAAAGGAAAGACAAGUACCAAGAAGGGAAAAGCUACAGCGAGCUCCAAAUACAUCUACUCAGCCGAUAUUGCUCAACCAAGAUAAUAUUUCAGCUCAGGAAAACAAUACCACGAAAAACGUUUUACAGAUCUCCCGUCUACUUCUAAAGCAUCAACCAGUCGAUCUUUUAAAGUUUAUUACAAAUCCAGAAAGUUAUUCUCAAACUGUUGAGAAUCUGUUUUAUGUCAGUUUUCUUUUUAAAGAAGGAAAAGCGGCUUUGACUGAAGAUUCUCAAAGAGGGCUUUUACUAGAAUGUAAAACACCUCCAUCGGAUGAACAAGUGAAUUCUGGAGAAGUACGAAACGUUCAACUAGUUAUGGACAUGACUUUAGACCUUUACGAAGACAUUAUACAAACCUUUAAACUAAAAGGUAGCAUUAUACCGACACGACGACCAGUAGAGACGGCCGCCACCAGUAAUACAUGGUACAGUUAA